Messenger RNA from Eutrema salsugineum, 2193 nucleotides. Its product is annotated as putative auxin response factor 14. Gene Ontology annotation, molecular function: DNA binding; protein binding. The transcript is spliced from 15 exons. Gene Ontology annotation, cellular component: nucleus. The coding region runs from base 1 to 2193 and encodes 730 amino acids. NCBI's taxonomy places the organism in Eukaryota, Viridiplantae, Streptophyta, Magnoliopsida, Brassicales, Brassicaceae. The record is from RefSeq and is a predicted model, not a curated record. Gene Ontology annotation, biological process: regulation of DNA-templated transcription; response to hormone.
AUGGAGAAUAACCAAGUUAUGGAUGCAGAAUAUGAAUUUCCAGUUGAGAGCUAUUUGUAUGAUGAGUUGUGGAAGCUAUCUGCUGGACCUUUGUUUGAUCUUCCAAAAUUUGGAGAAAAACUUGAGGCACAUACAAAAGAUGAGUUAUCUCAAUUGAGACCAAUUUUUGAUAUUCCUUCAAGAAUUGGAUGCAGUGUUAUUGACAUUCAACUUAAGGUGGAGAACGAGACAGAUGAGGUUUUUGCAAAAAUUGCUUUAUUACCAGAUACAGCUGAAGUUGAAAUCCCUAUCUCUAAUGUCAAUCAUGAAAGAAUCAAAGUUAGUUCUUUCAUAAAAGUUUUAACUGCUUCUGAUACCAGCACACACGGUGGAUUAUCUGUAAUAAAGAGACACGCUGUAGAAUGUCUACCUCCAUUGGAUAUGUCUCAGCCAACACCAAGUCAAGAAAUAGUUGCUAAAGAUCUUCAUGGUUGUGAAUGGAAAUUUAAACAUAUCUUUAGAGGUUCUCCAUUGAGGCAUAUUUUCACAACUGGUUGGAGUGGGUUCGCAACAUCGAAAAGAUUGGUCACUGGUGACUCUUUUAUAUUCCUUAGAGGAGAAAAUGGGGAGUCACGAGUUGGAAUCAGAAGAGCAGUUCAUCAACAACGCAGUAUACCUUUAUCGAUAAUUUCAAAAGAGAGUAUGCACCAUGGAAUAACUGCUACAGCAAUGAAUGCUAUUAAUACCAAAUCUAUGUUCAUUGUAUUUUGUAAGCUGAGGUCAAGCCAAUUCAUCGUCAAUUUCGACAAAGUUGUAGAUGCAGUGAACAAUAAGUUCUAUGUGGGUUCAAGAUUUACGAUGCGAUUUGAGAAUUAUGAUUUUACAGUUAUAAGAUAUUCUGGAACAAUAAUUGGCAAGAAAGAUUUCUCCUCUCAUUGGCGGGAUUCAGAAUGGCGAUGCCUAGAAGUACAAUGGGAUGAGCCUGCAUUAAUUCCAAGACCUAAUAAAGUUUCAUCAUGGGAAAUUGAGCAUAUGGGAUCUUCAUCAAACGUUCACCAGUCAGCUUUGCUCAAAAACAAACGUUCACGCCAAGCUAAAGAAACCAGUUCAAAUCUGUGGCCUCCUACAUUGACUCAAGGCCAAGAAAUUGGACAAUCAACCGUGAACUUCCCGAUGAGUGUUCCUCCGCUUAGUUAUUGUGACGCAACUGAUAGUUCAAACAUUUCAUCUGGUUGGCCGAUAGGCUACUCAGUCCCUACCAUGCCCAAACCAAACUAUAACAAUGAAAUGGUUAUGUCAGUGAAAGAAAAGAUGACAACUGCUGUAACCACUGCUAAUUACAGAUUGUUUGGAGUUGAUCUGACGUCUCCGAGAGAAACAGAAGAUCCUAUAAGACAGAUUGACUCAUACCAAAAAUCCGAAAUGUGCAAAAUCACUAAGGAAAAAAAUUGUGACCAAAUCCAAACUCGGGCAUCACCAAAAGAAAUCCAAAGCAAGUCUACUAGAAGCCGAAUCAAGGUUCAUAUGCAAGGUGUAGCCAUAGGAAGAGCUGUGGAUUUAACGAUUCUUGAUGGAUAUAAUCAGUUGAUCGACGAACUGGAAAAACUCUUUGAUCUCAAAGACGAGCUGCAUACACGCAAUCAAUGGGAAAUAAUUUUCACUGAUGAUGAGGGAGAUAUGAUGCUUGUUGGAGAUGAUCCAUGGCCCAAGUUUUGCAACAUGGUGAAGAAAAUAUUCAUAUGCUCAAAAGAGGAGGUAAAGAUGAUGAAAUCAGGAAACAAAUUUUUGGAUGGUGACUCAGCCUUAACCGCAGCAAUGUUGACAUGUUCUGUCGGGAGUCAGAUGACCUGUGCUGAUGGAAUCAUCCAGGUCGGAGGGUCUGUGGAGGGAUGCGAAGGCAGCCCCGUACAACCCCAAUCGGAAGCGCAACAAAUCAGGACGGAGCCGAGCUCAAGCGGCGGGGCGCACCAGACCUCACCAAACCGAGCUCAAGCUGCCUUCGAUCCAACUGCGCUUAUGAACGCCUUCGCCGCGCAGAUGCAAGAGUUGGUCAGAAGCAACGACGCGAAGUUCGCAACCCUCACCGCACAGAUCUCCAACCUACAGCAAGAGAGUCCGAUCAGAAGACGGAACCUCAUUAGUGAUUUCCAAGAGGAGCGAGACCCGCAAUGCACAGUGGCACGGUCAGUAGUUCAACAGUACCAGCAGACAUAG